Podospora pseudocomata is the source of this 2273-nucleotide messenger RNA. RefSeq lists its product as uncharacterized. The transcript has 2 exons. NCBI's taxonomy places the organism in Eukaryota, Fungi, Ascomycota, Sordariomycetes, Sordariales, Podosporaceae. The record is from RefSeq and is a predicted model, not a curated record. The coding region runs from base 156 to 2273 and encodes 705 amino acids.
CAGCGCACCUUCCUAUUGCCGCUCCAGGGCGGACUUACCAGCGAUGGUGCUUGAUACGAUAUCACGUGGAUGGGGCACAGAGCCCAAUGAGCAGUGCUGCCUAAUCAGAAAGCGCUCGUUCCUUCCACUCAUCAACAUCAAAUCUUUUCAUCACCAUGGCCCAGUAUUCUACUCCCAAUGUUUCUAUCCCGGAUUUGUGCGAAUACUGUUCGAGGAUCCCGUUUGAUCUGCUACACGCAGAUAGCCCCAUCUUUCUUGGCAACAACUCAACUUGGGAUAUCGGCACUGCCUCACGAAUUCGAACCAGCACAUGUCCGGUCUGUCGACUGGUUAGCGAGCUUCUCUAUCGACACGCCAAAAGGCCAGUCUACUUCAACUUCAACCCCGACUCUACACUUCUUUCCAUCAAGUGGGACUAUGGUCUGGACCCUGCUUUUCCUAGUCGAAGAUGUUUCUUAGUUGACAGGGCCGACUCGUCCCGGCCAGGGCAUGCUCCAAUUGGGCUCUGCUUUCUUGCGGCAAACCAUAGGGAUCAUGGUCGAAGCAAUUACUUGCAUUAUGAGCUUUCGAAAACGGUUGACAUUGAACGCACUGCCAGGUGGAUCGAUGAAUGCUCACGCAAACAUCAGUGUGUUGUCGCUCCAGCCGGGGAGUCAUUUGAGCAAGCCUAUCCAGGUCUUCAGUUUCUUCGCUGCAUUGAUGUCAAGCUCAAUUGCGUGGUAGAACUGAAUCACAUAGUACCAUAUGUGGCGUUGAGCUAUGUCUGGGGCUCCGUCCCCAACUUCAGGAUUACAAAGGCCAACAGGAAAGAACUCAAGUACCGUGACAGUAUCAACAAGGCUUGGAAUCUCAUCCCGGAAACAAUUCGUGAUGCCAUAACACUUACCCGGAAGCUCGGCCUGCGUUAUCUGUGGGUUGAUUCUCUAUGUCUAGUUCAAAACGACCCUAGCGAUCUUGAGCCAGGCAUCGAGCUCAUGGAUCAAGUGUAUGAACGGGCAUGGGUUACUGUCGUCGCCGCCUCGGGCUUCGACGCCAAUGCUGGGCUGCCUGGCAUUGAGACGGGCAGCCGAGAGGUAGGGUGCUUGGCUCAUGAAAUCAAACCAGGCAUCUUCCUAGGAAAGAUAACAAGCAUUGACCUCUCAAUGCAUGAGAGUCCGCACAUGACCAGAGCGUGGACGCUUCAAGAGCGCAUUUUAUCGCGCCGAAACUUGUACUUCUUCAGAGACCAAGUUGUCUUUCGGUGUAACAGGGUCGAAUAUCAUGAAAGGCUCAAUGACAACCUCGCGCAAUUUCACCAGGUGGUUCCCCGAGCCAUGGAUCAUCUAGGGGAGUCUGCCUUCACUGCUCUACGAGUGUACGGCAGUUUGAUCCGCCAAUACUCAGGCCGGUCUCUCGGCAACGACGCAGAUGUGCUCCGAGCCAUGGGAGGCAUCAUGAGGCGAGUGUCAAUAAAGGUUGGAUAUCCCCUAGUUCAGGGCUUGCCAGUCGCGCAUCUCGAUAUUUUUCUCCUGUUCAAGGGGAACAAUGUUACUCGACGGCCUGGGUUUCCAAGCUAUUCGUGGGCUGGCUGGCGAGGGGAGGUGCGGAUGAUAUUUUUGGAGGAGUUUGAAAGCCAGCUGAAGAUUGACGAAUGGUUGGAGAGCCACAGGACUUGGAUAGUCUGGUACACCACCGAUAGCAGCGGGAGAACAACGUCAGUAAUCGACCAAAUUAACCGAACUCACCACCGAACAUUACAAGGCACCACAGAUUGGAGAGCAAGCUGGCUCUACCCUAAUGAACCGCGUGUUUCAUUCCAACAGUUUCAAUCUGGGUUGUCAUUGGAGACGCUGCCGAGGCCAAUCCAUAACCCUAAGCCGUACCCAAUUUUGAGGUUCUGGACAUGGGUGUUGACACUCACAAUCCAAAUGACAGAUGUCUUUACCAGUGACGCUCGACUACUCGGGGCUAAUGGUGAAGAUUGUGGAUGGAUGAGUCUUGAUGAUUUGGGGGGUUCAGAGAGUGACAUCAUAUUUCACGACUCUGAACCAAUUGAAGUGGUUCUUCUCUCUGAGGGGUGCCCACAGAAGACAUUUCGGAACGAUGAAAAAUACGUACUUGACACUUGGAGGCCCACAGAGGUAGAAAUUUGUGACGGCCUCCAUUAUAAUGUUAUCCUGGUGAAAUGGGAUGGUGGAAUUGCCGAGAGAAGAGGGUAUGGCUGGAUCAGAAAAAAAGCAUUGCAUCUAGGCUUUGGUCAGGGGCCUCAUUGGAAAGAGAUUAACCUGGGAUGA